This is a messenger RNA of Panicum hallii, 2312 nucleotides long. Its product is annotated as GPI mannosyltransferase 2. Lineage: Eukaryota; Viridiplantae; Streptophyta; Magnoliopsida; Poales; Poaceae. Bases 588 to 2078 code for a protein of 496 amino acids. Gene Ontology annotation, biological process: GPI anchor biosynthetic process. The transcript has 8 exons. Gene Ontology annotation, molecular function: alpha-1,6-mannosyltransferase activity; GPI mannosyltransferase activity. The record is from RefSeq and is a predicted model, not a curated record. Gene Ontology annotation, cellular component: endoplasmic reticulum membrane; mannosyltransferase complex.
UGGCGGCAAAGCAUGGGCUGCGGCAAUGGCGGCCGGAAAUCAUUCAAUUCCCAAUGGAGAGCUGGACGGAGGGGGCUCAGAUUUGCUUGUAGAGGGUCAGGAGUGUGUGGCGCAGCUACUGGCGGGUGGAAUCAAGGAGCGGUGGAGUGGAGCACACGGAUUUUGUGCGGUGGGGCUCAGCAGUUUUGGGGAGGAGCAGAGCAACCUGAGAAGAAGAGGGCAUUUUGAUCCAAAUAUCCUUAUAAACACAUCGAAAAGGGUAAGUAAUGGUAUAUUUUUAAAAUAUAAAAAUUGUAAUAGUAAAUAGUAAUAGUAUAUCUCAAAAUUACGAUGAUUGUAAUAGUAUAUAUCCAAUUAACCUAUAAAUUUAUGUGGCAUUAAAUGGCACGACAAAGCAUUUUGGAUAUGCGCACAAGUUUUAAUGGGUGAGGGCCGUGCACUACGUGGCUUCGCCGGACGAGCGUGGGCCGGGCCGGAAAUCUGAAAAUCCGUUGCAUUUGGUGGGCUGCGACCAAGAUCUGUGAUGUGAAGAAGCACCAGGCCGCGUCUGGCCGCAGCUCAGAGCUUCCUCUCCGCCGCCCCACCCGAUGGCGCCGCCGCUCGCCGGCGUCGUCCGCCUCGCCGCGGCCUCCCGCGUGCUGGUCCUGGCCCUCUCCAUCCUCGCCCGCCUCCUCUUCCGCCCCUACGACACCUCCGCAUCGCUCAGCCCGCCCUGCCUCUCGUCCCCCGCGUCCUCCUCGGAUCCCAACGCGUCCGUCUCCGCCGCCGUCUCGUCGCUGGCCGUGUGGGACGGCGUCCACUUCGCCCGCCCCGCCGAGUGCGGGUACGAGUACGAGCAGUCCUUCGCCUUCCUUCCGCUCCUCCCGGCCUCCCUCGCGCUUCUCGCCCGAUCCCUGUUCGCGCCGCUGGUGCCGGUGCUGGGGUACAGGGCCGUGCUCGUGCUCUCCGGGUAUGUCCUCAACAACGUGGCGUUCGUCGCCGCCGCGGCCUACUUCUACAGAUUGUCUGUGUUGAUCUUGAAGGACCGGAGAGCAGCUUAUCGAGCAUCUGUUCUGUUCUGUUUCAACCCCGCUUCUGUGUUUUACUCAUCAUUGUAUUCGGAAAGUCUUUAUGCACUGUUUUCUCUUGGAGGACUGUUCUACCUGUUUUCGGGUGCUAAUACUGUUGCAGUGAUAAUGCUCGCCCUCUCUGGUUCAGCUAGGUCAAAUGGAGCACUUAAUGCUGGUUAUUUCUGUUUUCAGGCCUUGCUACAAGCAUAUGAUGCUGCUGUCCGAAAGAAAAGGCCCUUGUUGGUGGUGCUGGCUCUUGUAGCUGCAGCUUUGCGCUCCAUUUUCAUAUUUCUACCAUUCUUUGCUUUCCAAGCAUAUGGAUAUUUGAGCAUAUGCGUUCAUGGGAGCUCUGAGGAAUUGAGGCCAUGGUGCAAAGCAAAAGUUCCGCUUUUGUAUGGCUACAUUCAAAGCCACUACUGGGGAGUUGGUUUCUUGAGAUACUUCCAAGUGAAGCAGCUGCCAAACUUUCUUUUGGCCUCACCAGUAUUGUCGCUUGCAAUUUAUUCAAUCAUUCAUUACACAAAAAUUCUUCACCAACUUUUGCAAACAACUAGCAUUCACAGGCAGAUUAUCACUGCUCUUGAGGGAAGGUCACUUGAGUUAUAUAAAAGAACAGAUGAUAUGCCAGUGUUGAGGAGUGAACUUCCUGCUGGACUCACUAAUAAAGCUCAUGGAAACUCUAAGGUUAAACAGAGAAAGUCAGUUGCCACCGAGACAGCUUCUGCCCCGUUCCAUGACACACUGUACACUAACCAAAAUAUCAAAGAGAAUCAAGAUGAGGGCUCCAUAUUACUUGUUCCAUUUGUUUUGCAUCUGGCAUUCAUGACAUUCACAGCUUUCUUUGUAAUGCACGUCCAGGUAUCAACACGGUUUUUGUCUGCUAGUCCCCCGAUUUACUGGGCUGCUGCUCACAUUUUGGCUUCCCCAAACUGCUGCUCCAAAAGAUGGGGCUACUUGAUAUGUGUUUAUUUCAUUGCGUACAUUCUUCUAGGUAGUCUACUGUUCUCCAACUUCUACCCCUUCACAUAAGAACCGUGGCGUUGCAAUAUCCAACAGUGAACUGCGCAACAGUGGCCUCGGGUGGAUUAACUCAACUAGUUGGAGCUUAAGGUUUCCAUAGGUAGGCACUCUCCAGGUUCAGCAGAUAUAUAUGUUGACUCACUUGUAUGGAACUUGCUUGGCUGACAUUUUCUUUAUAUAUACAAUAUAUCAGCCAAUGUAUUAUUCGUUCUACUUGUUGGAACAGGUUUUUGUAAUUCUUGA